Molecule: messenger RNA, 4362 nt
Organism: Penicillium longicatenatum
Lineage: Eukaryota; Fungi; Ascomycota; Eurotiomycetes; Eurotiales; Aspergillaceae
Exons: 8
Biological process (GO): transmembrane transport
Cellular component (GO): membrane
Molecular function (GO): ABC-type transporter activity; ATP binding; ATP hydrolysis activity
Source: RefSeq, a predicted model, not a curated record
AUGACCUUCACUACGGGAAGCUUGCUCCAUCUGAAUCAAGAAGACUUCGAUUUCAAUCUUCAAUUCGAGCACUUAUUCUUCUCCAUAAUUCCAUCAACCUUGUUUAUUGUUACAUCCUUAUGGCGCACGAUUUCCCGGGCACGGAAGCCCGCUGUGGUGAAUGCACCCACAUUUCAGUUCAUGAAGUCGGGUACUAUAAUCAUCUAUAUCUGUCUGGAACUAUCACUUCUCAUAUUGACUGCGACCGGCUCUUUUCAUGCCACCAGCAUGUUCAUAGCUUCUUCGACACUCAACCUUGUAUCGGCCCUUUUAAUGCUUAUCCUAAGUGUUGUGGAUCAUAGCCGAAGCCCAAGGCCAUCCAUUUUGCUGAACACUUACCUGUUCCUUACUCUUCUUCUCGAUGUGGCUCAGGCAAGAACGCUUUUUCUGUCAUCCGAUGACAAGCCUGAACUCACUUACAGCAGCAUCUUCUGCACAGCUCUAGCCCUGAAGACAGGGAUUUUACUACUAGAGGCUUAUCAAAAGAAUGAAUGGAUUACCUGGGACAAGAAAAAGCACAGCCCCGAAGAGACGAGUGGCAUUUUCUCCCUCGGCGUCUUUUUCUGGUUGAACAAGAUGUUUCUGAUCGGAUAUAAGAAUAUCUUGACGAUCGAAGACCUCUACCCACUCGAUAGCUCCUUCGAUGCUCAAGGGCUACAUGAAGAUUUUGUGAAGAAUAUAGAUUACUCAAAGCUUGGAGGAGACCGAUAUGGUCUUUUGAAAGUGCUGAUCCAUACACUGAAGGUGCCUCUUCUCCUUCCAAUUGCUCCGCGACUGGCACUGCUUGUUUUCACGUUCUGCCAGCCUUUGUUCAUCGAAAGCCUAUUGGUUUAUUUAUCUCAGCCGGAGCCUGACGCGAAUACCGGAUACGGUUUGAUUGGCGCUAGUAUGCUAAUUUACUUUGGAAUGGCCAUAUCACACGCCUUAUCUUGGUACUUUCACCACCGACUACGCACUAUGGCACGGUCAAUCUUAAUCACUGAGAUAUUCUCUACAGCGACAAAAUCCCAGAUUGUGUCCAAUGAUAAUAGCGCUACGCUUACCUUGAUGAGCACUGAUAUAGAACGCAUUAAAACGGGCCUUUGGUUUAUUCACGAGACUUGGGCAAGCAUAAUCCAGGCAGGCCUGGCAAGUUGGAUGUUAUACAAACGACUUGGUGUUGUUUUCGUCGCACCCAUCGGGGUUGUCAUUAUCUGUUCCAUUGGCUUGGGAAUUUUGGUCAAUUUCACUGGUGAUUCGCAAAGGACGUGGAUGUCAGGGAUCCAAAAGCGGGUUGGUCUUACCGCCACAGUCAUCGCCAGUAUGAAAUCACUAAAGAUAUCCGGUCUGUCGGCCACUGUGGGCGACUAUGUGCAGCAGCUCCGAGUGGACGAGCUCGCAGCAGGAGCCCGAUUCCGCAAAAUUUUUAUCAUUGCGGCGGUUUUCGCGUUUAUGUCUCAACUAAUUAGUCCACCACUUACCUUCGCAUUCACUCAACGCACAAUGGACGCCUCGAAAAUGUUCACAAGCCUUUCUUUCUUGACGUUGUUGACAAGUCCGCUGUCGCAGGUCUUUCAAUCCAUUCCUGAGCUUGUUUCCGGCCUGGCCUGUUUAGGUCGGAUUCAGGCUUACCUGGAAAGUGAACCGCAUCAUGAUUUUCGUCAAGUUCUUGCUACACGGAGAAGUUCAGAGAAGAAUUUUGCGGGUAAUGAAUCUUUCCCAGAGCCAAGCUCGGAUUCAAUAAAUUAUUUUGUCACCAAAAACGCCAGCUUCGGGUGGAAAGCAGGGAACUUUGUGCUACAGAAUGUGAGCACUCAGAUAUCCAAGUCGUCGUUGACGAUGGUUGUCGGGCCUGUGGGCUCAGGAAAAUCAACCUUUUGCAAGGCGCUUCUUGGAGAGGUUCCUUUCAGCAAUGGCAGUGUAGUCACAAACUCUCAAUUCCGGCAUAUCGGUUUCUGCGAGCAAACCGCCUUUCUAUCGAACGGAACAAUCCGAGACAAUAUCAUUGGAUUUUCUCCUUUUAAUGACGAGAGGUAUAAUGAAGUCAUUGAGGCCACAUCCUUAGGCUUUGACUUUGAGUUCCUUCCUCAAGGAGACCACACGAAUAUCGGGUCAGAUGGAAUCGCCCUUUCUGGGGGCCAGAAGCAACGUGUAUCGUUGGCGCGAGCACUGUAUCUACAAUCCGAACUGCUCAUUCUAGACGACGUCUUCAGCGGUUUAGAUGCGGAUACUGAGGAACAUGUUUUCCGGCAUGUUUUUGGGGAAGAUGGUUUACUCAGAAGACGGGAUUCGACGGUUGUACUAUGCACCCAUAGUAUCAGACACCUCCCCUUUGCAGAUUACAUAAUUGCGCUUGAGGACGGUAUCGUUAAAGAACAGGGUACUUUCGAUCAUCUGUCAACUAGCCAAGGAUAUAUUCAGCGUCUGGGACUGAAGGGCAAUCUCGAUCGUGAACCUUGCGAAAAGCCGGCCCCCAAGAACGGGGCCACGCUCCAGUCACAGCCGACCCGUGUAGUCAAGACUACAGUUAGCAGUGGCACCACGACCCUCUCGGCAGAUGCGAUCGCAUUACGGCAAGUCGGAGACACUACCGUGUAUAAGCAUUAUUUCAAAAGCAUGGGAUGGUUCGUGGCAGCAUGUAGUUUGUUCUUCGCAGCCCUUUGGGGUUUCUUCACCAACUACCCAUCGAUCUGGCUCACAUAUUGGGGCGAUGCCAUUUCUUCGGACCAUUCCCCACAUUCCUACGCCUAUUACGCGGGUAUCUAUGCGCUGCUUCAAAUGUGCGCUAUGAUAGCACUGCUACUACUGGGAAUUACGCUUUUUAUUGUUUCUGUCAAGAAGGCGGGUGCUAUUCUACAUCAGGAUGCGCUACGAACUUUGAUGCGAGCACCACUUUCAUUCUUCACGAAGACAGACACUGGCGUCGUAACCAACUUGUUUUCACAAGAUUUGAAUUUGAUAGAUACGGAGCUACCAGAUGCGACGUUGAAUACUCUGUUUUGUGUCUUUCAAUCCAUUGGACAAGCGGCUGUUAUGCUCACUUCGUCGGUGUAUCUGGCUAUCAGUUAUCCGCUCCUUGGCGGCUUACUAUAUGUCGUGCAGAAGUUUUAUCUACGAACUUCGAGGCAGAUGAGGCUGCUAGACUUGGAAGCUAAAAGUCCUCUAUAUCUUCUUUUCAGCACCCAUUUCCUCGAUACUCUCAAAGGUAUUGCAACUCUGCGAGCUUUCGGCUUUCUCCCGGAGGAAAUCCAAAAGAACGCUCGCCUAGUCGACUCCAGCCAAAGACCCGCAUACCUUCUCCUGAUGAUCCAAGAAUGGUUAAAUCUAGUCCUAAAUCUGGUGGUCAUGGUGAUCGCAGUGGUCCUAACCACUCUCGCCGUACGCCUCCAUUCCAACUCCGGCUUCGCCGGUGCAUCCCUAUACUCCCUUAUGAGCUUCGGAGAAAAUCUAUCCGACGUCGUAAUUUUCUACACAAAGCUCGAAACCUCUAUCGGUGCGAUUGCAAGGCUGAAGAACUUCAACGAAACCGUCACGCCAGAAGACCGAGAAGAGGAGGAUAUUAAUCCGGGUGAAGAGUGGCCUGAGCACGGUACAGUCGAGUUGAAAGAUGUUUCAGCACGAUAUGGAGAAGAAAAUGACAAUGAAUCCCCUCUCGCCCUCAAAAAGAUCCAUCUCUCUAUCUACUCUGGCGAAAAAGUCGCUAUAUGUGGUCGGACUGGAAGUGGAAAAUCAAGUCUCCUCGCUCUUCUCCUCAAGCUCCUUGAUCCCCUCCCAAAUACCACCGGAGACGCGGCGGUCCUCAUCGAUAACAUUCCCCUCAGCCGCAUUAACCGUUCGGCCCUCCGCCAGCGCCUCAUCGCCGUCCCACAGGAAGCAGUCUUCCUCCCAGAUGGCUCUACUUUCCAAGCAAACCUAGAUCCAUCAAACAUUUCUACACCCGCAGAAUGCCAGAGUAUUCUAUCGGCAGUUGGACUCUGGUCUUUCGUCCAGGAGCACGGCGGCCUAGAUGCACCUAUGACUGCAGGAACAUUGAGCGCGGGACAGCGGCAACUUCUUUCACUCGGGCGGGCGAUGUUACGCCGUGGGGUCCGAACUAAAUCGUCCAAUGGUGGGGGGAUUUUGUUGUUGGACGAAAUUAGUUCUAGUGUUGACCAUGAGACGGAGCGCGUGAUGCAAGAGAUUGUCCGUGUUAAUUUCAAUAAUUACACGGUCAUAUCUGUCUGCCAUCGGUUAGAUAUGAUUAUGGAUUUUGAUCGGGUGGUGGUUAUGGAUAUGGGAGAGGUUGUUGAGGUUGGAGAGCCGGGGGUAUUGAAAGAUUCACUUAGCUCGCGGUUUGCGGAUUUG